UCCCGCGAGGCAGCGGCUGUCAUGACUAAAGCUUUGCCAGUAACACAGGGAUUGGCUUGUGACACAGUGACGUGUCUCGGGAAGUGGCAGCUGGUGCUGAUAUCGAUAUGAGGGCGACUCGCUAAUGCGCAGCCCUGGAGACCAAGCUGGGGCAUAAGGGCUCGUGUGUCAGGCGAGCAUUAAACGACCCCUUAUCCGUAGCCGAGUGCUGAGACUGUAUCUUCAGUGCUAGUCUGUGGUAGCGCCUGCAACGCAGCAUCAUGAUAAAAGCUAUCCUCAUCUUCAACAACCAUGGCAAGCCCCGGCUGUGCAAGUUCUACCAGCACUAUAGCGAAGAUACACAACAACAGAUUAUUCGAGAAACAUUCCACCUUGUAUCCAAAAGAGAUGAAAAUGUUUGCAAUUUCUUAGAAGGAGGCUUAUUAAUAGGUGGAUCUGACAACAAACUCAUAUAUCGGCAUUAUGCUACUUUAUAUUUUGUCUUUUGCGUUGAUUCUUCAGAAAGUGAACUUGGCAUUCUAGAUCUUAUACAAGUGUUCGUAGAAACACUGGACAAAUGCUUUGAAAAUGUCUGUGAGCUGGAUUUAAUAUUCCAUGUAGACAAGGUUCACAACAUCCUUGCAGAAAUGGUGAUGGGAGGGAUGGUACUAGAAACUAACAUGAAUGAAAUUGUCACUCAAAUUGAUGCACAGACAAAGAUGGAAAAGUCAGAGGCUGGCCUAGCAGGAGCUCCAGCGCGGGCUGUAUCUGCAGUAAAGAAUAUGAAUCUUCCUGAGAUCCCAAGAAACAUUAACAUUGGUGACAUCAGUAUAAAAGUGCCAAACCUGCCAUCUUUUAAAUAAGAUACUUCCCUGUACUUGAAUUUGAUAAAACGUUUACGAAAUAAAUGUGGAAAGCGUUUUUCUAUUCCAUAAAAACUGAAGGAACUGUAUAGACUGUUUGUGAUAAAUCUGAAGUGUUGGAUUCAGCUAGAUGUUGCUGUUAAUACUGCUAAAGCUAGCUCAACCUGACUCCAGAAUUACAUUCCUACGCCCCUGGAAGGCAUGUCACUAUGUCUUGGCUGCUCCCAUUUCCAGAUAAAGUAUUCCAAAUGUCAUUUUUUUCUGUUUACAUAGUUAAGUAAUUCCAUUACAUAAUUAGAACACAAUUCCUUAUUCCUAAUGUUUCCUACGUGAUUGUCUACGAUUUACACAAAAAUCCAGUUUUUAAAAUAUAAUUUGAGAUUAAACACGAAUACAUUUGUUUUUAGUAUCUUUAUAUAGGAACUUCAUGAUAAAUCUGUUUUUAACACUGUAAAAACACGGUGAGCUGGAAUCUUGUGGUGUAGUAUUCUGUAAAAUAAAUGUUUUAUGAAUGUCA
Xenopus laevis (African clawed frog) is the source of this 1359-nucleotide messenger RNA. It is a transcript of the gene ap3s1.L, whose product is annotated as AP-3 complex subunit sigma-1. The record is from RefSeq and is a predicted model, not a curated record. The coding region runs from base 261 to 842 and encodes 193 amino acids. Lineage: Eukaryota; Metazoa; Chordata; Amphibia; Anura; Pipidae. The transcript has 6 exons.